Molecule: messenger RNA, 1366 nt
Organism: Schistosoma haematobium
Lineage: Eukaryota; Metazoa; Platyhelminthes; Trematoda; Strigeidida; Schistosomatidae
Exons: 1
Coding region: 625-990 (121 amino acids)
Source: RefSeq, a predicted model, not a curated record
CUAAUUAAUUUGAAGACUAUUAAAACUCUUAACUAUUUUCAGCUAAACAACUAUAGAAGACUAAAGAAAACUGGAUGACUAGGUCUUUCUGGUUUAACACUCUCUUCAAAUUACGUAAUGUGGUAAUACUUUUUAUUUCAAUAAAAAAAUAAUAAAUCAUUCAUUUAUCAGUGAUUAUCAUUAUUUUAUAAAUAUCAGAAUUUCUACUAAGAUUCUAUGAAUGGUAAUAACACUGAGUAAUAUUUGAGUAGUUUUAAUCAUUGAUAUAACGAGAAGACACGUCAAAUAUCGAUUGAUUUACUCAUUACAAGUUUUGUUCAACAUUAAUUCCAUUCUGAUUCAAUGUGAUAAUUAUUCAGUGUAGUAUUCGGUUUUUAUUUUCUCGUAUAAUAUUUUAUUCUGUAUAAUAUACGAUAUUGGUGUAUUCAAUUGACAUGAACCAUUGUCCCCGAAACACAAUGUACAAACAUUGAUUUGUCCAGCUCACAGAAAGACGACGUCUUAUUAAACUCAUGAAAUUAUUGCUGUACCCACCCACGAAGAAACAGAAAGUGAAUCAAGCAGCAUAAUGAAUACAGUUGUAUUAAAUUAAGCUUAUCAUUCUAUGACAAAAGUUUCUGAUGAAUGUACUUAUCGGGGUUCUUUAGUUGUAUUAGCAGAUAUGACUUACAUGCUUUUGAUCAAAUUGCUUACAAAAAUGAGAAAAAUUUGUCGGAUGUAUCAAAUGGUAAUCAAGAACCUAAUGAAAUUUUGAUAGAUGCUGAUUAUUCUAGUGAUCUAUUAUCUACUAAUGAGAUUUUCAAGAAAUUCGGUGAAAAUGUCUCGGAAGAAUCAAACCUUAAUGACCUCAUAUCAAGUGUCCUUGAUCCUCACCAUCUAGUCAGUUCUAGUAGACUCUCUAUUCAAUGCGGGAAAUAUGUUUUAAAUAGAGUCAAACUAACUGUAACUUGGGAAUAUGAGGAUCCAACAUUAUUUCAUGGGGGAGGAUAAAGUUAUAAAAUUUAAAGAUGAAUCUCAACUUUGAGUCUUCAAAAAGAAGAAGGAGAGGUGAUAUGAUGGAUAGAAAAGUCAAAAUUCGAUGGAUUUACUCAUUACAAGUUUUGUUCAACAUUAAUUCCAUUCUCAUUCAAUGUGAUAAUUAUUCAGUGUAGUAUUCGGUUUUGUUUUCUCGUAUAAUAUUUUAUUCUGUAUAAUAUACGAUAUUCGCGUAUUCGAUUGACAUGAACUAUGCUUAGUAUAUGAUUUGUUAUAACUCAAAGUAUUUUUCAUAUAUGUGAUUUCAUCCUAAUUAGUAAUCGAAAUGGGUGUACAAUCAAUAUAUAAAUGAAUGUAUUUUCGACUAGGGUCGUCGUCUUCGUGUUUUGGG